Micropterus dolomieu (smallmouth bass) is the source of this 3487-nucleotide messenger RNA. RefSeq names its product NGFI-A binding protein 2 (EGR1 binding protein 2) (gene nab2). The record is from RefSeq and is a predicted model, not a curated record. Gene Ontology annotation, molecular function: transcription coregulator activity; transcription factor binding. Gene Ontology annotation, biological process: negative regulation of DNA-templated transcription. Gene Ontology annotation, cellular component: nucleus. Bases 282 to 1778 code for a protein of 498 amino acids. The transcript is spliced from 7 exons. Lineage: Eukaryota; Metazoa; Chordata; Actinopteri; Centrarchiformes; Centrarchidae.
AUAACAACUGCGAUGUGUCUUUGAGCAGGGUGUUUCUGCGAACAUCUGGCCUCCAUCCAUGGUUUUAUCUGGAGACAAUAAUCCAAGUGUGUCUAGUUUAGUCUAAAUGUAACGUGCGUUUGUCUCAUUGUUCAGCCGAAAUUAGUUUUUAUUUCUUAAGCAGUUUCACUCCGGGACUACCGACCUGUGACAGCGGUGGUGGAGGAGAGACACCUUUCCGUAAUCACGCCGGUCUCCUCUGUGCAUACCCGUCUACCUGACCUGAAGAAGUGCUGUGUGCCAUGUCUCUGCCACGCACACUUGGGGAGUUGCAGCUCUAUCGGGUGCUGCAGAGGGCCAACCUGCUGGCCUAUUAUGAAACCUUCAUCCAGCAGGGUGGUGACGACGUGCAGCAGCUCUGCGAGGCAGCAGAGGAGGAGUUCCUUGAGAUCAUGGCACUAGUUGGCAUGGCCACCAAGCCGCUGCAUGUGCGUAGGCUCCAGAAGGCCCUCCGAGACUGGGCAGCGAACCCUGCCCUUUUCAGCCAGCCAGUUUCUAAUGUUCCUCUCGGGGGCAUCCCACUAUUCAAAGUGGACGGGACAGGCACUAGUGGACCAGCAGGCGGGCCCAGGAAGUCUGUGAGCAAUGGACAGCCGGGGUCUCCGUGUGAAAGGGAGGACCGGACGUGUCUUACUCCAAUGCACAGUGGGAGUCCGAGAAGCCCUUGCUCCCAGGCCUCCCCACAGCCACCAGACACACACUACAGGGAAAAACUGUCACCCAUGGACCCACACUGGCUCACCCCAGAGCCUGAUGGAAACUGCACUUUGGCUUCUGCAUCUGGAAUAGAGGAGGAGCCGCCCAGCCCGCCGCUGCUGUCAACAUGUCCUCCAGGACCCUCCACGUCCCCGAGCCCUUCUGCUUCUUUUACCCCGUCUGCCCUGUCAGCCUGGCCUGGAGGACAGCUGGAUGGGGAGACAGCGAGGGCGGUGGUGGAGAGCGUGGACAGGCUCCUCAGGACCCUGCCCAGAUCAGAUCCUGCAGAGGUGAAGACCCUUCUUAGGAUGAACAAGAAGAUGGCAAAGACUGUGGGGCACAUCUUCAAAAUGGGGUCCCAGGAUGUGAACAAAGAAGAAGAGAUCCGGAAGUACAGUCUCAUAUACGGACGCUUUGACUCCAAGAGGAGAGAAGGGAAGCAGCUCACACAUCACGAGUUGAUCAUCAAUGAAGCUGCAGCUCAGUUCUGUAUGCGCGACAAUGCCCUUUUGCUGAGACGGGUGGAACUAUUUUCUUUGGCUCGGCAGGUGGCGAGAAAAUGCGCCUACACCUCCACACUAAAGCAUGCAAGGACAAGUGCAGAUGAGAGCAUCGUACUGUCCCACAAGAGAGCGAGGCACGAGGUAAUUGUGCCUGAGAGUGUGUCAUCACUCCUCGGAGUGGAGUGCUCAGAGGGCUUCACCCAGAGGGCCGAUGAUGACAGCUUAUCUGCGGAAAGCCUCGACAGUGUGUCACAUGACAUUGGCUCACAGUGCAACCAGUCUCCAUCCCCACGUCCCCACACUGACACCUCCAACCCUAACAACUGGAGUCGCCACCUCAUACAGCAAACGCUAAUGGAUGAAGGGCUGCGAUUGGCUCGGAUGGUGUCACAUGACCGGGCUGGCAAGAUCAACCUAGGGUCAGAAGGAACUCACUCUACAGACCUUGACAGCAAAGUGGACAGGCGGAGCUCGAUAACAGCGUGCAGGAGCAGUAGUCCUUGCAUCACCAAAGACGAAUCUAAUCACCGCGGGAAAUGAAAAUGCUCCGGCGGCUGUCCGGGAACUCCUUCUCAAGCCUGCCACUGAAGUCUGCGUCUGCUAUACAGGCUGUUGCUGAGCAUCACUGAUAUCUGAUGAGGAGACGACUCUUACCGACUUCAAAAUCAGUACAGUGGAUGUAAGAAUCUACCAGUGACUGAACCUGCAGUGACUUCUAAAAAGUUCGAAAUGUUCUGUUUUGACUUUAUACUGAGUAAAUAUGUAGGGGAGACACUUUGUUUUUUAAGUACAUGGACUACACGUCCUGCAGAUUUUAGCGGAUGAUGGCAGAAAUGAACUGAUUUUAUCAGGAAAAUCCUGAUAUUUUGUUAAAUUAAUACCAUUUUUGUGAGAGGUGAUGUGUGUUGAACGUGCCAAAUGAAAUAGGCUCUACACAGCAGGGGGCAGUGCAACUUUGGAAACAAACUCUUAAAUUACUCCAGUAACAUAUUGUAGUUAUGUAAAGGAAAUGUGGAUUCGUAUGGAGACUGAUAACAUUCUCAGCAGCUCCUCACCCUCAGGAAACAGAUGGACAUUGAUGGUUUUUGGAGUCAGUGUGUUAGAUAUUCUUUAUGAUUCAAAGAUGAGGAUAAAUAAAGUCCAUGAAGGUAGGUUAGUUUUAAGGAAAAAAAGGAGCGUUUGUGGCAUUUGUUGAUCUAGAUUUCAUACACACAAACACCACCAUCAGGUUCAGAGGCCUUUUGUUCCUUGCUGCAUCAUCUCGUCUCACCCAUGAGAUCUGAACAAGCAUGCUAAGGUUUAUGAGAUAUAAAGCCAUGGGUCUCCAUCAUCCACAUCUUUCUGUAAUAAUGUUUUGCACAAGCUACUGAUAUGGUGUUUGUAAGAGAUAAUACUUCAGGCUUGUGUUUGAGGCAUUUCAUUAUUUUUCGGUGUGGGAAAAUGUACUCAGAACACUGAUGCUUUAUUGAUUUCCAGUCAAAAGCUAAUUUUUCAGUGGCCUCUCUCGAAAGCGAAAUCAGGGUCGGCUACAGUGUCUUGCUCUAGGGCCCUUCAGCAGGGAGGCUGUCAUCAGAUGCUCUUCUCUCUCAUCAUUACUUUAAUCUCUUUUCCCAUAGGCACCAUUGUACAGCCUUUGAAGAAACUGCAUUCAGAACUAUGUUGCAAGAUUUAGAGAAUUGAAAAACAUUUAACAUGGCAUUUUCAGAAAAUGUGGUGACUAGUGUAGAUUUUUGAUGAGAUUUUAUUUAGGUGUAGCAAAGACUUAGAAUAUGGCAGUGUGUUUUGGGGGUGAUUUCUGUAGUCUUAGAUAUUAACUAGGUGAACCUUAUGUCAGUUUCCCUUUUUAAAAACUUUUGUUCUUUUGAGACUUAAAGUAAAUUGGGGUUAGUAAUAUUUAUUUUACUUUAUGAGCUUCAGAAAAAGAAAAAACACAUGCAGAGGUUUACAGAAACCUCAUGAUGGUGCUUGACUCUUGAUACAGCAGCUCCAAGUUACGUCAGACCAUGUGGCCCUGUUUUAAAUUGUUAAAAUGUAUUCAGAUUUCAUGUCAUGACAAGGCUCAUGUUGAUAAUGAUUAUAAACGCAAGGAUUUUUGUAUACUCAGUCUCAGAGUACGUCAGUGAGGUGGCUUUCAGUGCAUCAGUUACACCUGCCUGUUUCUUGAGCAUUAGUAACCUCCUCAGUUUAUUAUGUUGCGAACAGAUUAUUUAUUUUGUUACAUCUCAAUAAAUGUUAUUUUAUUGCUUAAA